UGUAAUAGAUGACGUCUGGUGGAACUGAGAGCAUCUUGAUGGCCUGUAAAGCCUACAGAGAGUUGGCUUAUGAAAAAGGGAUCAAAUAUCCAGAAAUGUUGGUGCCAGAAAGUGCCCAUGCAGCCUUUGACAAGGCUGCCCAUUAUUUCAAGAUUAAGAUUGUGCACAUUCCAUUGACCAAAUUGAUGCAAGUGGACGUGAAGGCAAUGAAGAAAGCCAUUUCCAAGAAUACAGCCAUGCUGGUCUGUUCAGCCCCACAAUUUCCUCAUGGGAGCAUUGACCCCAUUGAGGAGGUAGCAAAGCUUGCCCUGAAAUACAAUAUUCCCUUCCACGUGGAUGCCUGCCUAGGAGGUUUUCUCAUUGCCUUCAUGGAGAAGGCAGGAUUUCCUUUACAGACUUUUGAUUUCCGAGUGAAAGGUGUCACCAGCAUUUCCGCAGAUACACAUAAGUAUGGCUAUGCUCCAAAGGGCUCCUCUGUAAUAAUGUACAGUGAUGUGAAAUACCGGCGUCAUCAGUUCUUUGUUGCUCCUGAUUGGCAAGGCGGGAUUUACGCCUCCCCCACUAUUGCUGGUUCCAGACCUGGAUGCCUUAUUGCAGGUUGCUGGGCAACAAUGGUGCACUUAGGAGAAGGUGGUUAUGUGGAAGCCACUAGGAAGAUCAUCUCAACUACAAGGUUCAUCAUAUCUGAGUUGCAGAAAAUUGACCACAUCCUUAUCAUUGGCAAACCGGAGGUUUCUGUCUUUGCUUUGAAGUCUGAUACAUUUGACAUUUACCGAUUGUCAAACCUGCUAGUAUCUAGAGGAUGGAAUUUUAAUAAUUUACAGUUCCCUCGAAGUAUUCAUUUCUGCAUAACACUAGUGCAAACAAAACCUGGGUUGGCUGAACUACUUCUGAAGGAUAUUAGAGAGAGUGUCUCUGAGAUCAUGAAGGAUCCCAAAGGAAAGACUACUGGCAUGGCUGCAAUCUAUGGCAUGGCACAAGCCAUUCCUGACAGAAACCUGAUUUCAGAAAUUGUUGGUGGUUAUUUGGACAACCUGUACAGCACAGAUCCUCGUCCGUUUGCUGAAGCGCACAUGAAUGGUUCUCCAACCGCCCACUGAUUUUUAGCAAUAUACUUCAGCUGUUGGAUUAUAUUCUAAAGAAUUCAAGGGAAAGAGAAUAUCAUUUGGAAGUGUUCCUUCUGCAGAUACAGCUCAUAAAGGAGUUUGAUCUGCUUGUAUAACAGUCCCUCUUAGGUUAAACACAAAUUCAAUCCCUUAGCUUAGAUUGGCUGUUCAGACCUGCGAAACUUCAGAAAUACUCUCUUAACUUCUGAGUCUUUGUAUUUCUUACGAUAACCCAUUGCUGCUCCUAGUUCUUCAAGGGACAGCAGGCUUAAGGGCAAUGGAAUUCUGUUCUGUCAUUCUUCACAUCUCUUGAAUGACUUUUACCACCGAGCAGUGAGUUCAACAAAAGGUUGCAUGUAAACAUCCUUCACAGACUUUAGGAUAAAGUAAGGGUGGUGUUUAGUUCACUUUGCGGGAAUUUGCUCUGAUUGAGAGGAAAUGGAUCAAAGGAAGAAAGGGACACUUCCUUCUUUCUCUGUACCUGCAGGGUGCUUUUCUCUUUCCCUAGAUUUUGUUUUAUUGUGACCUCUCAGUCUUUGAGCCAUGCAGAUCCAUGGAGGUACUAAGGAUAAAAUGGUUCUUCCAUAUUGGGGAGCGUUUGUCCUACUUUCUUACUGCACUGGGAGAAAGCAAAUUGUACUUCUUAAAAGGCAGUGUCCCUGUUUGAGAAGUUCAGCUUCUUAAACUGCUCACGUUUCCAGUUCUGUCAUUUGUUAAGCGCCUUUAUGGACUUAGAGCACCAGUGAGUGUAGUGACUCAGAGCACCAGUGACUCAGAAUGUAAUUAUUUGUAGGACACAGCGCUCCUUUUCAGGUGCUGCACUGAUUGUCAGACACAUUCUUAAGAAAGCACACACAGAUGUUGCCUUAAAUGCUGAGAGCAUCCCCACUCAGAAGCCAGGAAGGAGGUAGCAUGAUCAAUUCCACAGAUGAUCGCUUCCUUUAUGGCACUACACUGAAAAUAACCUCAGCCUCAGGUAUAAUAUACUCCUCCUCCUUCUCAGUAUGUUGUGUUGUCUGAGCUCAGUCCACCUGUAGAUAGCACUUUGCAACUUUGCUAUGGAUACCUGUGGUCUAGAAGCUUGGCCUUAAUGGGUUAGGCAUUGCUUCUAUCCCAUUGUUUAGUUUGCUUCUAGAAGUAGCUAUGGCUCCUGUGGGAAGUUCAUGGGCCAAAGGGCAGGCACAUUAACUUUUUAUUCCAAGGCUUGAGGUGAAUGGAGAACAGUUCUGUUUGGCCUUGAACCAUUUCUGUAGAUUACUAGGUACUUCACUAGAUCACCCAAGAUUUUAUUGCCUUCAGUCAGCAGUGCUCCUCUGAAGAAUGCAUAGAAUCAAAUAUUUAGUUGUAUAGACUAAUGUUCCUUUCACUUAUUAUUGUACAAUCCUUUGUGACUUGAUGUGUUCAGGGUCUAUGUUGUUAUGUGAAUCUUGGGAUUAAUCAUUUAGCUCUUUGUGGCCAUCUUUCUAUUUCAAUUCUGAAUGGAGUGAAUACAAAACAACUUGAUGGUUAAUUGCCUGAAACAUGGACAUGUACAUGUACUAAUUACUCUGUUUGAACAGAUACCCAGGUAUGGUUUCCAAAUAUAUUAAGAAAGGAAAACUUGACUGCAUCCCUCAUACUUGUGUACUUGUAAAUUGUUUUCAUUCAUGUUCUAGAACAGAAUGUUAAUUUGUAAGAUCUUAAUUUCAGUUUAGUACUAAUACAUAUUCAGUAGUGCUUUAUUUCAAUACUUAACCCAUAUAUACUUUCUCAUCCAUCUUGUACAUGUUUUCAGGUUUAAAAUAAAUGUCUUUUUCUCCCUCA
Molecule: messenger RNA, 2909 nt
Organism: Python bivittatus (Burmese python)
Lineage: Eukaryota; Metazoa; Chordata; Lepidosauria; Squamata; Pythonidae
Source: RefSeq, a predicted model, not a curated record